This is a messenger RNA of Lineus longissimus, 7407 nucleotides long. Its product is annotated as serine/threonine-protein kinase LATS1-like. Gene Ontology annotation, molecular function: ATP binding; protein binding; protein serine/threonine kinase activity. The record is from RefSeq and is a predicted model, not a curated record. The transcript is spliced from 7 exons. The coding region runs from base 330 to 3782 and encodes 1150 amino acids. Lineage: Eukaryota; Metazoa; Nemertea; Pilidiophora; Heteronemertea; Lineidae. Gene Ontology annotation, biological process: G1/S transition of mitotic cell cycle; positive regulation of apoptotic process; regulation of organ growth.
UCAUAUUCUACGUUAAUGAGUGGUAUAAUUUAUUUUUUUGAUAGAACAAUUCUGAUCGCGAUCCAAAUUCUCCCAACGAUAGGAUUUUCGUAAAGUCGCAUUCCGGUGUUUUGUGUUGUACAAAAGUGGCUAAAUAAGCACGGUUUCUCACAAUGCCAACAUUUUCAAUCAUUCUCAGGAAUGCACAUUUCCAAGGUCAUGAUGUGAGGUAAACUCAGGAUGAUACCACAUCUGAGAACAGUGACUGAGAACAUUGAUAGUGGAUAACAAUAUUCUGUGAACAUUUUAUAAUAGAAAAGGACUAUCUAUGAAUAGGCUAAGGAUUCCCCAUGAUUCGCAAGGAGGGUCCUGGUGACCGAGGUAGGAGACCCCUCUUACUUGGUGCUAAUCGGCAUAUGCUGGAAACGAUACGUGACAGUCUCAGUCAUGUUCGAUCAGGCAGCCCACAAGAUCAGCUCCAGGCACAGAGUGACCAGGCCCAGCUUCGCACGGAGCUGUCUCACAGCACUCCUAACCUUGUGGAGAAGGUAGACAGAAAUAAUAGUAGCAAUGGAAAUAGAAUGACUCGCAUAGUGUACACACAAAAAGCUUUAGCAGAAAUCAGGAAUAGUCUUAAACCUUUCAAGAAUCAAGAUGAAGCGUGCUUCGAUGCUGCCGGACAGGAUUUGGAUUUAUCGCCUGUUGGUCAGCAGACAUUACAGCAGUUGUUGGCACUCGGAUAUGAUGCGGACCUUGCAAUCCGAGCGACAAAAAUCUGCGGGGACAAUGGAACUGAGGCAGCCAUGGACCUCAUUCAGCAACAUUACGUGGCUGAGAGUAAAAAUGGAGUGGCGGUGAGGUCACCAGUCAAUCAUGGAGGAUUUUCGGGAUACCAUGGCAAUAAAGUUAUACGAAAGCCGAGUUUUGAGGAGAAGUACAGGCAGAACAGCCCGGUGUCAGAUAGUGCUAGUAUUCGAUCUGAAAGUCCAAUAGUACAACCACGAAUCAAUGGAAGUGAUCCUCCACGUGUGAACAUAACGCCUGUUGAUCAUGGCCCAGGACAUUAUGCCUCGUCAUCUACGCCAAACGGGCGGGCUACCACUCCUCCACCGCCUGUACCUCCACGGACUCACCACCUCCCACCCCAAACACCACCACGGGGACAAACACCUCCUCCUCCACCUCUCAUGCAUCCGGAUGCUAGAACUCUGUAUCGACAUGCAUCGCCUAUUCCCAAGGAGGGAAUGGCGACAUUACAGCAACAACCGGGUAUUGGUCCGGUUACUCCACAGCGGGGAGUUAGUCCAGUGUCAUUCCAACAUCAACCUGUGAUUAUGCAAAAUCAACAAAAUGGAGGUGUAGGGACCACAUCGAAAUCUGGACGCAUUACUGUAAAAUAUUCCAAGCCGCCCCCUCCACUGCCUCCUUAUCCCCAGAGGAGCAGUCCGUCAGUAUGUAACAGUCCAACUGUUAAUUAUGGACAUUAUUCACGGUCAGAGCAGUCAACUCCGACUUACGAUGGUGGUUAUGAUAUUCAAAUGAUGCGGAGCGCAUCAGGAUCUGUUACAGGGAGUCCUUCACCGGUGAACCAAGUGUCGAUUAACUUGUCCCCUAUGCAGGCUUGGGGUGCUAAGCAGGCACCUAUUGUGACACAGUCAGUGCGUAGUCGUGAGGUACAGAAGCCUAUUCCGCAGACAGCCACAGUACCGAUGGCUCCGAUGCGGCCGAACAGUACAACCCCGUUGUCAUCUCCAAGUCCUCAACCAAGUACUCCGACUAGCUUCACUACAUCCUUGCAUGCGCAGAUCGGCACAACUACUCAAGCGCAGUCAAUGACAUCUCAAGCUCCCAUGAGAAAUGUACAGAUCCAUAUUAGCCAAGGACAUAACAUUCUUCCAAGUCCUCCAACAGUUGGGCAGUCAUCUGGUCGAACAGUUCAAAUAAACAUCAGUAGGAAUCAGCAGAACCGAGUACCUAACUAUGGACAUCCGCCUGAUCUUCCGCACCAUUCUCAUGCUGUGCCCCCUCACUCCUUGAACCUGGAUAUCUCAAAUACUCCAUCUGGGUCUAACUCUCCAUGUUCACGGGCAACUAACCAGUCGCCUGUGUCAAUAACUAGCACUGUUUCCACUCCGUCUACGAAUUCAGAUAACAUUCCAGAUAAACCCCCACCACCUUAUCCAGGGCGCAAGGCCCCUGCACCGCCCCCACCAGAUUCUGACACUGACCCCGAACUGCCACCCCCACUGCCCCCCUCUCCGCUGCAUAGAAAUGGCCCAGUGAGUGAUAAUGACAGUGUUCUCGAUGACAAUGACGGACGAGUAGUGAAACAUCGGUGUACCUCCCCGAUUCCGGAACGGAAACCAGAGGCAAAAUGGAAAGACGAGCAAAGACGGGAAUGCAAAGUGAAAAAUUAUUCUCCGCAGGCAUUUAAGUUUUAUAUGGAACAACAUAUGGAAAAUGUGCUGAAGUCUCAUCAACAACGGUUGAAUAGACGAAUACAAUUAGAAAAUGAAAUGGCUAAGGUUGGGUUAUCGGAGGAAGCACAAUGUCAGAUGCGUAAAAUGUUACAUCAAAAAGAAUCAAACUAUAUUCGUUUAAAACGUGCAAAAAUGGAUAAGGCCAUGUUUGAAUCGAUAAGUACUCUUGGUGUUGGUGCAUUCGGUAAGGUUUCUCUUGUUCGAAAGCGGGAUACUGGGCAUUUGUAUGCCAUGAAAAUGUUGCGGAAAAGUGAUGUCCUCAAACGAAACCAGGUGGCGCAUGUGAAAGCGGAACGCGACAUCUUAGCCGAGGCUGACAACGAAUGGGUCGUCAAGUUGUACUAUUCGUUUCAGGAUGCUGGAAAUUUAUACUUUGUGAUGGAUUAUAUCCCUGGCGGGGAUAUGAUGAGUUUACUCAUAAAAUUUGGGAUCUUUGAAGAGCAACUGGCUCGAUUUUACAUUGCCGAACUCGUUGUGGCAAUCGAGAGUGUACAUAAGAUGGGUUUCAUCCAUCGUGAUAUCAAGCCAGACAAUAUUCUCAUUGAUCGUGAUGGACAUAUUAAACUCACAGACUUUGGUUUAUGCACUGGGUUCAGGUGGACGCACAAUUCUAAAGUAUAUCAAAAAGAUGGUCAUGCCAGACAAGAUUCGAUGGAUCCAAAUGAACUUUGGGACGACGGGGAGCUGAAACCACUGGAGCGGCGAAAACAACAAGAGCAACGUUACUUGGCACAUUCCUUGGUUGGAACACCCAACUAUAUCGCACCGGAAGUGCUGCUCCGGUUAGGUUACUCGGCUUGCUGUGAUUGGUGGAGUGUUGGUGUGAUUCUUUAUGAGAUGCUGGUUGGCCAUCCUCCAUUCUACGCUGACACACCAGCAGAAACACAAUAUAAGGUAAUACAAUGGGAACAAUACCUACACAUCCCACCAGAAUCAAAUCUCUGUUCAUCAGCCAAGGACCUUAUCCUCCGGUUGUGCCGUGGGCCGGAGGAACGCCUUGGCAACCACGGAUCUACAGAAGUCAAAAGUCACCGAUUCUUCCAUGAAGCGGACAUAAACUUUGAGGGUUUGCGUCGGCAGACAGCUCCGUAUAGUCCAGUGAUAAAGUACCCCACAGACACAUCGAAUUUUGAUGCAGUGGAGAUGCAUAAUUCAGGGUCGGAACCGGAUGAUCUCAAGGCGAAGGAUUUAACGUGGAAGAACGGCAAGCAUCCUGAGCAUGCGUUCUUUGAGUUCACUUUUCGGAGAUUCUUCGAUGAGGGUGGCCACCCCUAUGCUACAAAGUUGCACGAUCCGGAAACUGACGCUCCAGUGUAUGUGUAGUCACGUGGCAGUGAUAAAUAAUGUUGUCUUCUCACCAUUCUAACCUUCAAAUUUUGUUCAGUGGCAUUUGUUGCUCAGCAGCCGAUGGAUUCAGUGAUUUAAAACUUACCUAUAGUUCGAACAAGCAAAGAAGUCAGUCCAGGUCAAUAAUUUGAUCAAAUCUGUUACAAGAUUUAAGGUCGUAAUUGUUUUGAGUUUGUCGCUGAGCAAAGUUUAAGUGGUUAUCCAAUGAGAUUUACUCCAGAGAUGUCUUUUGUUUUUAGUAUUAGGAGAACCUCCAUGUUAUUGUUGUUGUUCAUGUUGUCUUUGUGAAGAAGUUUGACGAUGUCAUUCGUCUGUAAUCAGGUCAUGGAUCAAAAUCGUAUUGAACUUUUGAAAGUGUUCCCUCAUUGGGCUGAGAGUCGGACUCUUGGUGACUGUGCCAGAAAAACUGGUACUGGCUAUGUGAAAGUUAGUUGACGGUCCAUGACUUGGUCAUUUCUUUGACAAAUCAUCACACACUUGUCAAUACAAAAAUGGUAAGCUUGUUGAAAAUGAGGACUGUUUGAUGAUUUUCAAAGUUGUACAGAUGUAAUGACUCAGCUUGUGUGUUCCCUUAAUAUGUCUGUGGAUAAUGAAGAAUGUAUCAUCCUUCCUCUCUGUUUUAGCCCUGAAAUUAUUGUAUUCUUCUUGUUUGUGGGUAAAACGGUUUAUUAGAAUGUGGUCAUUUGCUUCAUAGUUUGUGACAUUUCAGUCUUGCAAAAAAUAACUGUGAAUUUAACAGGUUUGAACAGUUCAUAAUGAAGAAGACUCAUAAUUCUCAUGUGUAUAUGAAUGAUAUUGUGUAAGUUCACUGUUAAAAAAAAUAUUUAGAAAAAGUAUUGCCAAGAAGCUGUGUUGGCCACCAGCACUUUGACUCGGUACAUUUCACUGUUUUUUUUGUGGGAAAUGUAUUCAGAAAGUACACAUAAAUUGUUGUUGAAUAGUUGAUGUGUUGUUAUUGGUGUAGGCCUACUUCUUUGAAGACAUGCACGUUCUUCCCUUUCCAGUUGUGUUGCAUUAUUCAAGUGAUGAAAAAGGGUGUCUGCUCGAUCGAUGAUAAAAAAUCUUCAAACACUGCAUUCUGUGUGCAUCUACAUGUAUCUAUGUUGUGCCAAAUACAUGUACAAAAUGAGCAGGGGCCACAUUUAGAAUCUAAAGUGGACUAGCGCGUAUUUUGAAAAAAAAUUGAAUUGACAUCCUGAUGAUGAGCAAUGACAUUUAGUAUUAAACGUCUUUGUCACCGAGGCAAAUAUCAUUUGAGAUCUAAUUCCAUGUCUGGAGAUUCUUCUGAACUAACUGACCUGAAGACAGUGUGGGUUGAAUUUCAUUUCCUUUUUCAGAAGGAAUUGUUUUGUGAUGAGUGUGUGGAGUGGUAUCGCAAUGUUUGCACUGAAAAAAUAUGUUGUGUGCUUGGUUGAAUAAAUGCUCAGAUGUGGAACUGCUAUCAGUCCGACUUAUAAUAGGGUGUCGUCACCGGACUUGGAUGGUAUGUAUCUAGUAGUUAUCAUAUGCCAUGAAUACGUUGGCAUGCUAACAUAACAUAAUAAUGUAUUAUAAACUCACUUCUUAGACAAAUGUCCACUGCGGGUGAUCAAAUUUAAUUAGACAAUGAUAAAAGAGCUGAUGAAUGGGAAAUUUCAGGAAAUAUUUGAGUUUUGUCCUAUUUCCCAUCAGUCAUGAUAAAUCUUUUCUCAUAACCUUAAAUUUGAUCAUACGCUGCAGUAGGCAUUACUUAGAAGCGCCCUCUUUUUAUACUGAAUGCAAGCACUGUGAUGCAGUUUUAUACUAUUCAUGCGUUACUACAUGUAUGUAGACAAUGUAAAAUAAUUUAUUUUGGUGACUCCAUUUUGUGUAAAAUAUUGUAGAGAUUCAAGCUUUGGUUUUACAGGGUGUAUCUAAGUACACUGGAAGUGUGUACCAGUCUGUGAAAGGAGUCUUGAGGGUUAAUCCUGAUUGCAAAAGGGGUAGGCAAUGCCUCUAUAGUCUUUAUGUCGAUAGCACCUAUAUGUAUAACCAACAACUUGAAAUGGUAAAAGCCUCAACGCAGCACUGUCAGUUCAGCUGAAUAUAUGGUCAAGUGGUGUCCCCUGAUGCCCAUUUCCUUUCAAUGUCUGCCUUGCAAUGUAGGGUCAUCUUCGUAACCUAAGAGCCGCCUACAUGGUACUGAGGUUGGUCGUGUCCAUUGUGUACAUAUUCAUGCUGAUUUUAUAUGGACAGUUUCCACUCAGCAGUAUGUAUUCCAGACCUUUUCAAGACUGUUACACACGACACUUGUAGACCAGUGUUCAGAUCCAGCUUUUGCUUGUAUCAUUUGCUUUCUGCUUUUGAUUUUGGGGGAGAAAAUAUUGUGUAUUGUUCCAACUUCUAACAUCAGGCCGGGCCUGAGUCCGUAUCACAAAAUCUUUCUGGGAAAGAAUCGCGUACCAUGUGCAGUUUUGUGUGCAAUUUGCAUGUAGUUUCUGUCCUUUUCUUUCCCCCCUAAAUGUGUUGUUCUCGGAGCAGACAGCGUUUUCCCCUUGUAAUCAAAAUUAAUUAAUCCUUUUUAUGACUAGUUAUGUAGAAACAUGAGGACAAGAUGGAUUACUGAUGUUGCCUUUGAAAAUAUGUUAAAAAAUUAUGAGAUAAACUUGGAUGUAUUUAAGCUUAAAAAAGGUGUUAUUCCUUGUUCCCAUAAAUAGGUUUGUUUCGUUCGGAAUUAUUGUUGUUCAAAUUGGUUUCUUGUUUUGUUUUUGGUGCUUAUGCACUGAUGUUUCAUUUCAGUCCAAACGUAACAAAUUGUCAUUCAGUAUUAGGUUAUACCAAUCAAGGGCCAGGUUUGUUUGUUCAAAAAUUCAGUUUCAUCACGCAGGUGUGAUUAAUUGCUGCAGCCAGCCAUGUUUAUUAAUGAUUGCCUGUGGGCGGAUAGUAAAUACUGUGAACAGAUGAAUCUGGUCUUCAAUGUUUUAAAUAAUCCAUCCCUUAGAAUCCACUAUGCAUUAUGUGAUGUACAUGUAUGUUAUGUUUGUAAACAAUGUUGGUUGAUGAAACACAUAAGCGAAACUGUUGAAGGAGAUAGGUUAGAUCUCCACGCUUCCACCAAUAAAUGAUUUGGGAAUCUCCUGGUAGUAAAUUAGGCUGUUUACCAUGUUUAAAGGUAUUGAAAUUAAGUUGUGACUGUUCUGAACACGAUUCUGCACUUACAAGUUAAGGCACCACUGCGUUAAUGAAAUAUUUUGGCUAGAAUAUAUAAAACUACUUAAUACAUGUUAAGUUCUGCUGAUCCCAGAUAAUAAAGAUAUGUUACAUGUUGGAGUACCAUCAACGUGGAAGUAGUCCCAAACUAUCAUAGCACUUGCUCCCAUGAUUGUUUUGUGAAUAAAGCAACCCAAAAACUAUUAUCUUUAGUACUGCGACCAAAUAAAGACAAGUCUUUCCCUGUGAUUAAAGUGCUGAUUCAGCAAUCUGAUUCUCCAUAAUGUAAUCUGCUCCACAUUCUCUCUCCCUACUCUUGACUGUCAAUUGUAAAUAACUUCAAUGUUUUAGGAAAUCUGAUGAUGAUACAUGUAUAUCAUGUUCAGACAUGAAGGAUUUAACAAAAUAAAAAUUGUACAUACUGGCGAAUUCA